Messenger RNA from Phaedon cochleariae (mustard beetle), 519 nucleotides. The record is from the annotation of a GenBank genome assembly. Lineage: Eukaryota; Metazoa; Arthropoda; Insecta; Coleoptera; Chrysomelidae.
AUGGGUGUUUUCGUCUUAGAGAUCGCCGGAGAGUUAACUUUUCGACAAAAAGCAGUCGCCUUUGUUUCAGCCCUGACGCCAGCAGUGGAGACCAUAGACAGACGGGAGGCGGGGUCCUAUCCAUUACAAUGUCGCCACACUCGAACAAGAGUACCAUUUACACUACCCCCUCCCCGCACGACCAGUGGGCGUGUCGUUCUUGCGAGGCACCCGUGCGCGCUCCGCACGGCGCACCCCCCCUCCAAGCUGGCCGCCAGCGCCCUCGCCGCCAUGAACCCGCACUACCAUCCGUACGGGGGCGGGCCGGAGCUGACGUCACCGCACCCGCCGUCCCCCGACAGCGGCUACCACGGCCACCAGGGGGCGCCGAUGUCGAAUCACGGGAGGAUGCAUCCCGCCAACGGACACCCCAUCGGCACCAUAGCACCCGGCGUUCGCGGGGGGUGCGCCCCCGCCCUCGGCCAGCCCCCACCAUCCCCACCACCCCCAGUCAAUCACGAACAACAACAACAACAAUAA